Manis pentadactyla (Chinese pangolin) is the source of this 1558-nucleotide messenger RNA. It is a transcript of the gene COLEC11, whose product is annotated as collectin subfamily member 11. The transcript has 7 exons. Lineage: Eukaryota; Metazoa; Chordata; Mammalia; Pholidota; Manidae. The coding region runs from base 188 to 1171 and encodes 327 amino acids. The record is from RefSeq and is a predicted model, not a curated record.
UAAGGGGUAAGGGGCCCUGCAGGAGGGCCCCACAGCCGCCCAGAGAGCCCGCAUUCCCGCACUGCCCUUUGCUGCUGGACAGGACAGCUGGCGUAAUUCAAACAGGAAGCGGCUUGCAGAUAAGCUUGCAGAACCCCAGCCUGACGCUGGCCUCAGUGGGGGCCGCCGGCCACUGUAAAUAGCAACCAUGAGGGCCCCAGUGCAGUGUCCUCUCAGUCCCCUGGCGGUCAGGACACCUCUUUGCCUGGUGUGGCCCUUAGGCUGGGGACGGCGGCUCCGGUUAGCUGGUGGAGCGCUGACCGGAAGGCGAGAUUCCAGAGAGUUCACCCCUUCCUGUGCCAGGAGUCAGGGCCCUGCUGCAGGCAUUAUGGAGAGGGGCCUGGCACUCCUCAGCCUGGCCUUCCUGUGGCUGCUGCGCCCCACAUCUCCUCAGCAGCAAGUGGACGACGCCUGUUCUGUGCAGAUUCUCGUCCCCGGCCUCAAAGGGGACGCGGGCGAGAAGGGAGACAAAGGUGCGCCGGGACGGCCUGGACGAGUGGGCCCCACGGGAGAGAAAGGAGACAUGGGUGACAAAGGACAGAAAGGCAGUGUGGGUCGCCAUGGAAAAAUUGGUCCCAUUGGUUCUAAAGGUGAAAAAGGAGAUUCUGGUGAUGUAGGGCCCCCUGGCCCUAAUGGAGAACCAGGCCUCCCGUGUGAGUGCGGCCAGCUGAGGAAGGCCAUCGGGGAGAUGGACAACCAGGUCAGCCAGCUGACGGCCGAGCUCAAGUUCAUCAAGCACGCUGUGGCCGGCGUGCGGGAGUCGGAGAGCAAGAUGUACCUGCUGGUGAAGGAGGAGAAGCGCUACGCGGACGCGCAGCUGGCCUGCCAGCGCCGGGGGGGCGCGCUCGGCAUGCCCAAGGACGAGGCCGCCAACGGGCUCAUGGCCGCCUACGUCGCGCAGGCCGGCCUGGCGCGCGUCUUCAUCGGCAUCGAUGACCUGGAGCGGGAGGGCACGUUCGUCUACUCGGACCGCUCGCCCAUGCAGACCUUCAGCAAGUGGAGCAGCGGGGAGCCCAACAACGCGUACGACGAGGAGGACUGCGUGGAGAUGGUGGCCUCGGGCGGCUGGAACGACGUGGCCUGCCACGUCACCAUGCACUUCGUGUGCGAGUUCGACAAGGAGCACGUGUGAGCCGCGCGCGCGCCGCCGCCGCGCCCUCCCCGGGGGCCGCCGCCCGCGCAGCGCGGACCCACGGGGCGGCGUCCGGGCCCAGGGCGACUCCCGCCCGCGGAAGGGCAGCGCCCGUGCUGUGCGCUGGCCGGGGUGCCCCGGCUGCCAUUACUCAGUUUCCUCGCCUCUGCGCAGACUGUGAAAUAAACCGCUUACGUAUUCCAGCCGUUAGGUGCACCGUAGUGGGGUCUCCAAUCACCACCUUCCUUUUAAGUUCUAGAUGGAAAAGAACGCAUUGACUUUGACCCAUGUUUCUGUAAAUUGUAUUAAAAUAUCCUUUCCUUUUUGCUAUUAUCCACGUAGGAACAACCUUGCUUGGCUGCAGAUGCCAAUUGCAGGAAAAAGAAA